Guyanagaster necrorhizus is the source of this 850-nucleotide messenger RNA. RefSeq lists its product as uncharacterized. Lineage: Eukaryota; Fungi; Basidiomycota; Agaricomycetes; Agaricales; Physalacriaceae. Bases 1 to 486 code for a protein of 161 amino acids. The transcript is spliced from 4 exons. The record is from RefSeq and is a predicted model, not a curated record.
AUGAACUCGGACUACAAGCCCUUUACGACGACCAAGCCACUCCUCAGCGACCUCCUGACAAUUGAAUCUACUGUGUCGAUAUUCUACUCUUACGCUCGUGAACUGGAACUGAGUAAGAUGCUCGAUGCUGAGGAUUCCCGAUUGACGGUGCUGGUACCGACGAAUAAGGCGGUGAUGGCUCUAGCGAAGAAACCACACCAAGGACCGGUGCCCAUUGAUGAUGGCAUUGUGAUCACGGACGAACAAUUUGACAAGGAGUCGAAGUCGAACGUCAAGAGAUGGGUAUCUGCACAUAUCAUACCGAAAUACCCGCUGGACCUGCAUACGUCGGCGACUUAUAAGACUUUGCUCGACGGGAAGUCGGUGGAAUUCGAGGUCAAGGGUGACGGCCAGAUAGUCAUCAACGGUGACAUCCAUGUCAAGGAUAUCAAAGAGGCUGGGAAUGGCGUUAUAUAUCUUAUCGACGGCACUAUUUCGGUCGAUUAGCUCUCUUCUGCCUAUGCACAACAUUACUGUAUAAUCAUGUGUAUAUCUUUAGACCUCAGCCUGCUAUAUCCAACUAUGUCCGGCCCUGCACUGGCUUUCUUUCGGUGCAGGUGCUCUAUCAGCGAUUACUUGGCAACCAGUGUUGGAGGUGAUGUACGCUACAUAUUCUCUGCAACUUGAGUCGUGCUCCACGAGUGGACUUGCUCAAUCUCCAGCGUCUCUCGAUACAGAAGCCUCUAGCACUUCGAAUCUCUUUCUCCUAAAUGUGGGACAUCGUCUAAACACAUGACCAUAAUGUACCUUCUUCUACACAUGCGGCUACUAUUAGAUACAACAACAUUACUGACUGUGAAAUUACCAUUAU